This is a messenger RNA of Polistes dominula (European paper wasp), 1039 nucleotides long. RefSeq lists its product as uncharacterized. Lineage: Eukaryota; Metazoa; Arthropoda; Insecta; Hymenoptera; Vespidae. The record is from RefSeq and is a predicted model, not a curated record.
UUGUUUAAACAAUUUCUUUCAAUUUCGCAUUUUUUCUUCCCUUUCUUUCCCUUACCACCCCUUCCCACCUCUCCACCUCUUCACCCCUUCACCGGUUUUCAUCAUUUGUUUGUAUUAUUCUCAUACUCAACGAUUUUUGAUUUUCACGUUCCUUUCUACUUACCCCCGUCACCCCUACCUCCUUUUCUAUCCUCGUUCUUUUUUUCUUUUAUAUUUUGUUUUUCCUUUAUUUAUUUAGUUUCAUUUGUCAAGGUGGUGGAAAAUUUGUCACCUUAUUUGUCUACCUAUCUGCCAGAAAAUUACACACAUACAUACACGCAUACACACACACACACACACACACACACACACACAGAGGGAGAGAACGGUGUCGAUUUCAACAAUCCUACGACGGACCAAAACAAGUUCGAUUUGAUCGAGUUUAUGAAGAAAAUGCACUUCAGAGGUGCAUAAGGAAGGAGAUGCACGUGACGUACCACCAACUUAGUGAGACUUCGAGGUGACAAACGUGAAAUUAAGGAAGGAAAGGAGGAAGGAAAGAAAAGGAAAGAAGAAAGGAAAGAAGAAAAAGAGAAAGAGAAAGGAACAAAAAUACGGAUAGAAAAACAGAAGAUGCCGGUCGGUGGACGUGUUGCUGGCAAAGUUGGGAUUUAUAGUUCCCAUUACAAUGGUAAUGGUGUGGAUAUCAAGGCAUUAGGUAAAGGUUACAGUGGAAUUAACGAAGAGAUUAUAUGGAUCAGUAUAGGUAUGGGAAUAGCUAUAGCGGUAUUGAUAACGAUAGCACUUUGCUAUAUAGCACGUGAAAAGUGUCGUAAACGUCACGAAGGUUACUAUUCCUCCUGACACACGUUACCCCCGCCCGCUUGGGCGAAUUGUUCAACUUUCACACCAACAACCCCUAGGGUUUACUUCAGCCCCACAAUCUCAAAGGACAAGCCACGAGCUUAUUACAUCACCGUCUAAGUGGAAUGUCACACAAUUCGAUCGAUGAUCCUUUCGAAACGCCUACCGCUCCGUUACAUCGCCGCCUACCGCUCCG